AUGAAGAACCAUUCUGCGAUUCAAGAGUUCAUUUUGGUAGGACUUUCCAGUUCUCCUGAACAUAAUACAUUUAUCUUUUGGGCAUUUUCCUGUCUUUAUGCAGCUGCUAUGGUAGGCAACAUCCUCAUCAUCCUUGCCAUCAGCGUCUGUAGUAAACUCCACACACCCAUGUACUUCCUGCUGAUCAAUUUGUCCAUAAUAAACAUGGGUUCUAUCUCUACCACCAUUCCCAAAAUGCUACAGACUAUUUUGGCUCAGAGAAAGACCAUCACCCUUUCAGGCUGUAUUGCACAGGUAUAUCUGUUCACUUGGGCCCUGGGAACUGAGCUCCUGCUCCUUGCAUUUAUGGCUUUUGACCGCUAUGCGGCUAUCUGCCAGCCUUUGCGCUAUUCAGUCAUCAUGAAGAAAGACGUUUGCACUGGAUUCAUGACUGGACUUUGGCUUUUGGGCAUAAUCAACUCUUCUAUUCACACAGGGCUUGUGCUCCAGCUGGAUUUUUGCGACUCCAACAUCAUCAAUCACUUCUUCUGCGAGCUGCCACCAAUGUUCAAGAUUUCCUGCUCAGAUACCAGCUUGAAUGAAAUUAUGGUCUUUGCAGCUUCUGUGAUCAUUGCAGUUGGUAGCUGUGGGUUGACACUGGCUUCAUAUUGGUUUAUCCUGAGAGCCAUCAUCAGAAUACGUUCUACUGAAGGGAAGAGGAAAGCCUUCUCAACAUGCUCUUCUCAUCUCUUGGUUGUCACUUUUUACUAUUCCACCAUCAUCUACACUUUUCUUCGGCCUGCCUCAGCCUAUUCCCUUGAAGAAGACAAGGUGAUAGCUAUCCUUUAUUCUGUAGUUACCCCCGUCCUUAACCCACUCAUAUAUUCUCUAAGAAAUACUGAUGUGAAAGAAGCUCUCAUCAAACUGAUAAACAAAUGUUGGAUCUCCAAGAAAGAUUAA
Messenger RNA from Euleptes europaea (tarantolino), 939 nucleotides. RefSeq names its product olfactory receptor 13G1-like. The record is from RefSeq and is a predicted model, not a curated record. Gene Ontology annotation, biological process: G protein-coupled receptor signaling pathway. Gene Ontology annotation, cellular component: membrane. Gene Ontology annotation, molecular function: G protein-coupled receptor activity; olfactory receptor activity. The coding region runs from base 1 to 939 and encodes 312 amino acids. Lineage: Eukaryota; Metazoa; Chordata; Lepidosauria; Squamata; Sphaerodactylidae. The transcript has a single exon.